Molecule: messenger RNA, 1176 nt
Organism: Neltuma alba
Lineage: Eukaryota; Viridiplantae; Streptophyta; Magnoliopsida; Fabales; Fabaceae
Product: F-box/kelch-repeat protein At3g23880-like
Exons: 3
Coding region: 1-1176 (391 amino acids)
Molecular function (GO): protein binding
Source: RefSeq, a predicted model, not a curated record
AUGCUGAGCAGCAAUCUUCCUGGAGAUCUGAUGAUGGAGAUCAUGAUGAGGCUUCCCAUAAAAUCAUUACUUCGAUUCAAAUGUGUAGCCAAAUCCUGGUACGCUCUAAUCACUGACUCUUCUUUUAUCACCAAACAGCUUGAAUAUUCCAAUUCUAUCACCAAAAAUCGCUGCCUCAAGCUCAUCUUCCAAUCGCAUCGUCCACGUAAACAUCCACCCUGCAUAUCCCUCAUUUCCAAAGAUGAACCCUAUGUGCUCCACCACAUAGAAUUGCCCCAAAUCCUUCAGAAUGAUUUGGAACUGAUAUUCAUUUACGAUCAAUGUCAUGGGAUCUUUUGUCUGCAUUUAGUUUUUAAAGGACAUAAUGAGGGUCAAUUACUGUUGUGGAACAUAGGAUCAAAAGAGGUUAAGGUUGUUCCUGCUGCCUCACAGAGAAAACCCGAAUACAUGGAUGAUUCGAUUAUUGGAUUUGGAUUCGAUCCCAUCACAAAGGAUUACAAGGUUGUUCGGUUUGUAAAAAAGCCUUGGGAGGAGGAGGAGGAGGAGGAAGAAGAACCUCCGGUGGAAGUGUACAAUCUUAGUACUAAUUCUUGGAGAACAAUCGAUGUUGAUGUCCCUAAUUAUGAAUUGGCUUAUCCAAGCUGGAGUUCAUAUUUGAAUGGGUUUUAUCACUGGUUAGCUUUUGUCCGAAACGAUGAGAUUGAUAAUAAUGCCCUUAUUUUGAGCUUUGAUUUUAACAAGGAAGUAUUUAAGACGAUCCAACUUCAUCCUGGGAUUAAUCUUUCGUGUGUUGCAAAUGUUGCUGUGGCCAAUGAUUGUCUUGCUUGUGUUACUGCAUAUAACUGGCCUCUCAAAUUUGAGAUUUGGGUGAUGAAUCAGUAUGGUGUAGAAAGUAGUUGGACUAAACACAAACAGGCUUUUGGGAUUAUCCAACUUCCUCCUGAGAUUCCCAUCUCUUGUUUCAGUAAUAUCCAACUUACUAUUUUUGUUAUCUGUUCCUCCUAUGAGUUGAAUGAGCAUAGCAUUGACAUUUGGGUGAUGAACGAGUACGGUAUUGAAAGUAGUUGCAUUAAGAAGUUUAAGAUUGGAUCAUUGAUUGUGACUGAGCAUAUUUUAGCAUUUUGGGGAGAUAAUGAGAUUCUUAUGUAUUAUUUUGGGGAUUUUCCUAUUGUUUAA